GAAAAGCAGAAGCCUUCAGAACUGGACUCUUUUGCAGGGACACGCCAAAAAAAAAAAAAAAAAAAAGCUGCUGGUUUCUUUCUCUCUCUCUUUUAUUGUGCAGAACUGCUUGGAUUUGGAGGGCUGGGCUUUGUGGGUGCCAGUCCUCGAAGACUCGCUGCUGGGCAGACUGCACUCCCUGGCUCCGAAACUGGAUUUACCAAGUGGCUUGAAAGCUGGGCUCCUGUCUCGGGGACUUUUCUCUUUCUCCCGUGGAUUAUAUUUCCCCAUAAGAAAAGCAAGGAAGGUCAGAGAAGGCAUGAAGACACCCUUGCUGGCCUAACCUGGCAGGAGGAGCCAGGAUCCCUGGGGGCAUGAUGGUCCCCAUAAUCCUUUGCUCUCUGCUCUUGGCAUCUUUUGGGACUGCGGAGCUGGAGGGGCAUUUCGACCUUGCCAAGUGCCGCUAUGCGCUGGGUAUGCAGGACCGCACGAUCCCCGACAAGGACCUGUCAGCCUCCAGCUCCUGGUCAGACUCCACUGCCGCCAAGCAUAGCCGGUUGGAUACAAGUGAUGGGGAUGGAGCCUGGUGCCCAGCGGGACCAGUCUACCCCAACGAUGCUGAGUUCCUGGAAGUUGACCUCCGGCGUCUGCACUUCCUGACGUUAGUGGGCACCCAGGGCCGCCACGCCGGUGGGCACGGCAAGGAGUUUGCCCGGGCCUACCGUCUCCAUUACAGUCGCGACCGGCGCCGUUGGCUGGCCUGGCGUGACCGCUGGGGCAAUGAGGUGAUCUCUGGGAACGUUAACACAAAUGAGGUGGUGCUGAAGGAUCUUGGGCCACCCAUCAUUGCCCGCUACAUCCGCUUCUAUCCCCGUGCAGACCGUGUUAUGAGCGUCUGCCUGCGUGUGGAACUGUAUGGCUGCCUCUGGCGGGAUGGACUGCAGUCCUACACCGCCCCCAUGGGACAAGUUAUGCCUCUCCAGCCAGAACCUGUUUACCUCAAUGACUCCACCUAUGAUGGCCACAGCAUCAGCAAGCUUCAGUUUGGGGGCCUUGGGCAACUUGUAGAUGGUGUGGUGGGACUGGAUGAUUUCACUCGGACCAAGGAGCUGCGGGUCUGGCCAGGCUAUGACUACAUCGGGUGGAAGAACGAGUCCUUCUCUAUGGGCUAUGUGGAGAUGGAGUUUGAGUUUGACUGUCUCCGGACCUUCACCUACAUGAAGGUCCACUGCAAUAACAUGCACACGUGGGGUGUGAGCAUUUUCCGUCAGGUGGACUGUAGGUUCAAGCAGAACCUUGAAACUGCCUGGGAUCCUGAGCUGGUGACUCACCAGCUGGCAGUGAAUGUCAAGGACCCCAGUGCCCGCUCUGUCACCGUGCCCUUGGAGGGACACCUGGGGCGCUUCCUGCAGUGCCAUUUCUAUUUCUCCAAUGAGUGGAUGCUCUUCAGUGAAAUUGCUUUCCUCUCAGAAGUGGUAGAGGAUCCAUCUCUCACUGGAACAAGCCGCUGGCCCCCAGUGGUCCCUCCUCAACCCUCAGGUAGGGGGGCUGCAGCCCCCUCUGUCCAGGAAGACCUGGGCUCCACAUUGCAUGGGGAACCAAGACCCACCUCCAACCUCACCCGCCAGGACCUGGAGGUCCAAGGGAACCCCAAAACUAGCCAGCCAGUUGCAAAGGAUGACAACAGCAACACCUCCAUCCUGAUUGGCUGUUUGGUGGCCAUCAUUCUGCUCCUACUGGUCGUCAUCUUCCUCAUCCUCUGGAGGCAAUACUGGAAAAAAAUCCUGGGAAAAGCUCAGCGACGAAUCUCUGAUGAUGACCUGACCGUUCAUCUUUCUGUGCCUGGUGACACCAUUGUCAUCAACAACACAAUGGGCUCCCAGCGCCAUUCCAGCCGCUAUGAACGCAUCCAGUCUGGGGAGACUGAGUACCAGGAGCCCAACCGUGCCCGCAUGAAGCUGCCUGACCUGCCCCAUGGCACUGAGAACUCUGCUCUGCUGCUCAACAACCCGGCCUAUCGGCUCUUCCUGGCCACAUACGCCCAGCCGAUGGGAGGGCUCGCUCGCCCGCUGUCCGAGGCGGCUAAGCCAAUCAACACUGAUGCCUGCAGCAGCGACUACAUGGAACCAGACUCCUCGGGAGCCCUGGCCCCAGUGCCAAACAACGUCCCGCACUACGCCGAAGCUGACAUCAUCAACCUGCAAGGGGUGACAGGAGGGAACACCUAUGCCAUGCCAGCUGUGGCUGUGGACGCACUGGCAGCCAAGGAUGUGGCCCUGGCUGAGUUCCCCCGCGGCCGCCUCCGCUUCAAGGAGAAACUUGGGGAGGGGCAGUUUGGGGAGGUCCACUUGUGCGAGGUGGAGAGUCCCCAGGACCUGCUCAACUUGGAGUUCCCCUUCAAUGUGCGCAAGGGACGCCCUCUGCUGGUUGCUGUGAAAAUCCUGCGUUCUGAUGCCACCAAGAAUGCCAGGAAUGAUUUCCUAAAAGAGGUGAAGAUCAUGUCACGGCUGAAGGACCCCAACAUCGUGCGGCUGCUGGGCGUGUGUGUGCGGGACGACCCCCUCUGCAUGAUCACUGAGUACAUGGAGAACGGUGACCUCAACCAGUUCCUCAGCGCCCACGAGCUGGAGGCCAAGACAGGGAGCAGUGCCAGCGAUGCCCCCACUAUCAGCUACCCAACACUGAUCCAUGUGGCAGCCCAGAUUGCCUCAGGCAUGAAGUUUCUGGCCUCCCUCAACUUUGUGCAUCGGGACCUGGCCACACGCAACUGCCUGGUGGGUGAGGGCUUCACCAUCAAGAUUGCCGACUUUGGCAUGAGCCGCAACCUCUACUCGGGCGACUACUACCGCAUCCAGGGCCGUGCUGUCCUGCCUAUCCGCUGGAUGGCCUGGGAGUGCAUCCUCAUGGGGAAGUUCACAACAGCCUCAGACGUCUGGGCCUUUGGGGUGACGCUGUGGGAGGUGCUCAUGCUGUGCCAGGAGCAGCCCUACAGCCAACUCACCGAUGAGCAGGUCAUCGAGAAUGCCGGGCAGUUCUUCAGAGACCAGGGCGAGCAGGUCUACCUGUCACGGCCCCCAGCCUGCCCCUUGGCCCUCUAUGAAGUGAUGCUGAGAUGCUGGGCUCGGGAUGCCAAGGACCGUCCCCUCUUCCAGCAUCUCCACCGCUUCCUGAAUGAAGACGCUCUCAAUAUGGUGUGAGCUGGGCUAUGCCAGGGUGGGGGGAGGGAUUUGGGGUGGCUCUCCUGGGCAUAGGCCUCCUGGUGUCUAUCCGGCCACAGCUACAGGGGUGGGUGGGUGGAUGGAGGGUGGCCAGACCAUGCCCAGCUCUGGGAACUGGACAUAUUGGUGCUGGAGGGGUUAGGGAUAUGGGAUCUCCCUGAUGCCCUGGCUCUACCACCCCAUUCCUUGUCCCACUCCUCCUCUGCCUACCUCCUCUGCAUCUCUCUGUCUUCCUUAUACCCAUCCAUUUGUCUGUCUUCCUGACAUACAGAGGUCUAUAUUUCCUAUCUCUUUCCUAAUAGCAUUUUAGAGAAGCUGGACUAGAAGGGACCUCCCAGGGUCAUCUAGUCCAACCCCCAAUACCCAUCUAUCUUCCUAUCUUCUCAUGUACAGCUGUCUGUCUGUCUUUAUCUGUCUCAUACCCCUCUAUGUAUCUGUCUUCCUCACGCACAGGUUUCCAUCUAUCUGUCUUCCUCACACUUCUCUACGUCUGUCUUCCUCAUAGACAGACAGGUGGACAGCUGUGUAUAUCUUCCUCACACCAAUCUAUGUAUCAGUCUUCCUCAUGUACAACUGUCGGUCUGUCCUAUCUUUUUCCUCAUCAAAUCAUAGAAAAGUAGAGCUGGAAGGGACCUCCAAAGGCCAUCUAGUCCAACCCCAUCUACCUCUCUGUCUUCCUCAUAUACAGCCAUCUAUCUGUGUCUCUAUCUGCCUCACACCCCUUUAUGUAUCUCUCUUAUAUAGCCAGAUGGACAGAUGUGUAUGAGGAAGACAGUACGUGGAUAGGUGUGGGGAAGAUAGGCAGACAGCUAUGUAUCUGCCUCACACACUUCUACAUAUUUAUCUUCCUCAUACACAGCUAUUUGUCCAUCUGUCUGUCUUCCUCACACUUCCUACUUCCUACAUAUGUCUUCCUCAUAGACAGACAGACAGCUUUGUAUCUUCCUCAGACCCCUCUAUGUAUCUGUCUUCCUCAGACACUGCAUGUCUGUCCUAGCUAUAUCUUUUCUCAUAGAAUCAUAGCAAAGUAGGGUGAAGGGACCUUCAGAGGUCAUUUAGUCCCCCUCCAAUACCCAUCUACCCGUGCCUUCCUUGUCUUUCUAUUUAACUGUCUUUCUAUUUAUCUUCUACACCCAUCUGUCUGUCUUCCUCAUUUACAGCUGUCUGUCCAUCUUCCUUACUCCCAUCCACAUGUCUGUCUCCCUCAUAUACAGCUGUCUCUCUAUCUGUCUAUCUUCCUUAUACUCAUAGCUGUCUGUCUGUCUAUAUAUAUUCCCUCAUACUUUGUCUAUCUCGCUAUCUACCUCCCUACUGCCCAUAUACUCUACCCCAUCUAUCUAUCUAUCUAUCUAUCUAUCUUCUGACCAUACACUCCACCACCUCAUGCACACUCGUCCCUCUUUUGCUUUUUGUCUCCAUCUCUCCUCAGCUCUUCCAUUCCCCAUCUGUCUUGUGUCUUGUUCUCCACCCACUUCCCCAUCUCCUAUCAUCCCACUUUCACCCAUUCCCUUUCUUUUGCCCUUCCCUGCUCAAGGGUGUUUCCUUUCCUUCCUCUACUCCCAGAGGGGCUGACCUCCACCACCCCGCUGCUUCACUCCCCAACCUCAAAGAACUGUGAUGGUUUGGAGGGGUGGGGGUCAGGUCCUUGCCUCAUGUGAUGUUCCCUCAGACUGGGCUAACACUGGGUAUUUGCGGUGCUGCGAGGCAUCGCCAAACACUGGAUAUAUGGGAGACACUACUGACUGCAACGCUGGAGGCUGGGAGCCACGACUCAGCUUCAGUGGCCCCAUGGGGCUGAUCCAGAGACCUCCAACUCACCUGAUACCAGUGCUGGCUCUCAUGGUACUUUGAAGACUCCAGCAGAGAAAUCCAGCCCAUCCCCUUUGUCAUCAAACUCCCUCUUCCCCCAUGAGACAGGGCUAUAGAUCCUGUGUGGUUGCUGUUGGGAAGGAGAGGAGAUUUUUCACUGGUGUACCAAUGCAAACACAUUUUUGGAGUACCGUAUAUACUUGUAUACCACACACUCCUCCCCACUUUCAAAUGAGACUUUCAAAAUGGGGGUGCAUAUCUUAAGUGGGGAAGUUGAUCCUUCUGCCCAGAAUAGCAGCUGUGGCAUUUCUAUUCAAGCAGUGUUGAGGGAGCUGAUUGACUUGAUAGCUCACUGGAAUCUAUUAAUUGCUCUUCACCCCAUGGAUGUUAACAACUCUCUUUCCUUUUUAAUGGUCUUGAUGUUCCACUAACCCAGAAUGCUGAAGAAUUUGCAAUGUAGCUCGUACAGUCUCUCUUCCCCUAUUUCACAGCCCUGUUUUUAAGCUUUUUUGCAACAUUUUAAAUCCGCUCAUGGAGUGCAAUGUUCAGCAACAACUAGAGUUUCAGCUUUUGGUUGAGCUGCUGACAGUUCAGCGUUGAAAGGAUUAAGACCAGAACUUUGGCCUGAACAGAAAAAGGAGGGCAAAUGAGCAGAAGUUAAUGCUCUAUCCCUGCUGUAUGUGGCCAUAACUCUGGAAAAAAAUCUUGUAUUUUUCAUUCUGCCUUCCCAAAAAGAGGUGUCUAUCUUACUGGGGAUGUGUGGUAUGUGAGAAGAUACGGUAUAUCAGGGACACCCCGUAAAGAGAUUUUUGCUAAUCAGGGGCCUUAACACCAUAAGAUCAUGCAUUGCUUUUGAAACUCUCAAGCUGGAGCUUCUUAAAGGAGGCCUAGGGGAAUGCAGCACUCAUUCAAAUAGCUUGAGCUUUUGGUGCUUAAUUCCCGUGGGUUCCCUUGAAAAAAACACCCCACUGUCUUCUCGUUUUGUUUCCAGGGAGUAAAUAUUAGUGGCUGUGACAUAGGUUCAGUGGCUUGGACGUGUCUGUGUUUUGUCUCCUUGUUUAAAUUCCCUCCCUCUUCACACACAACACUGUCGAAAUUUUUCUCCAUUUUUCCCCCUCCCUUGCUGAUCUCAGUAGCUUUUGUAUUAUUAAUAUUAUUAUUGUUGUUAUUGUUAUUAUUAUUUGGAAAUGGGAUCUGUACAUAUUUGGAGAGUAGAGAUAAAAAGACAAAUUUUUUAAACUAAUAUAUAGAUUUUUGUUGAUUUUUUUUCUUUUUUAGCUGUUUCCUUUAACGUGGUGAAUAAAAGCGUUGCAUUUUCUA
This is a messenger RNA of Gavialis gangeticus (Gharial), 6326 nucleotides long. It is a transcript of the gene DDR1, whose product is annotated as discoidin domain receptor tyrosine kinase 1. The transcript is spliced from 18 exons. Gene Ontology annotation, molecular function: protein tyrosine kinase collagen receptor activity; ATP binding; collagen binding. Gene Ontology annotation, biological process: cell surface receptor protein tyrosine kinase signaling pathway; protein phosphorylation; positive regulation of kinase activity. Gene Ontology annotation, cellular component: signaling receptor complex; membrane. Lineage: Eukaryota; Metazoa; Chordata; Crocodylia; Gavialidae. The record is from RefSeq and is a predicted model, not a curated record. Bases 354 to 3176 code for a protein of 940 amino acids.